AGUCCGCCAGGGCGCUACGGGACGCACCGCACACCAGACUACACGCCCGACGCCCGUCGCCGCGCCGCGGACAGCACACACGAUGAAGGUACAGAUUGGAGUACUGAUAUUAUUCGUUUUCUUCAGUGUGGUCCUCGCUGAUGAAGGUACCACUGACAACGAACUGAGAGGUUCAGCAGCUGCUGUCGGACAGGCGCGGCCGAUGCUGAUUCCGCGGCCGGCGCUGAGAAUCCUGGAGCGACAGCCGUGCUCCUGCGCCGCCGAGACCUGCGGUUGCUGCGCCAGCAUAGACCUCCGCUACAUCAACUUCAGCGAGAAAGGAUGUAUGAACUUCACUGUCGCACUGAAAGACCUCUCGGUUAAACUGGACUUGUUAGUAAAUGACAAGAGUAUAUAUCGGACUGGACUCUCAGCGCGCAACCCCCCGCCGCUGUGCGUGCCGCUGCCGAUGCUGCCGGCGGUGGCGCUGUGCGUGCGCGUCUACGACAUCCACUGGGAGGACGGGGCGCUGCACGUGUGCGCCAACCUGGAGGCGACCGUCUUCUCGACGCCGGCGCUCGUCAUCCCCUUCGACUGCAUCCGGCUGGGUCCGGGGGGCGUCGACCUGGUGCGGCCCAGCGCCUCCACGUCGCAGUUCGGCCUCUUCCCGCACGCCCCCAGGGACCCUUCGCAGCGGAUCGCCGCCUCUCCAGUGCCCACCAGGAGGCGGCCGUGAACCGCCCCCGUCACACCAACACCGACUCAAAGGGAAGGCCUCGGCGCUUGUUCGUGACGUCACGUCAGCUAGGCACGGCGAACGCCAUGUCUGUUGCAGGCGUACUCAUAAUGGUGGUGUCUCCCUCCUGACACAGGAAAAUGUGAAACUAUUGGCGGUAGUUGACCAACACACAUUGUUCUGAGAGAUUUCUGCAAUCAAUUAAUUGUGCAAUUCAUUACACUUCUUAACAAAUAAUGUACUCCUGAGUUUAAAUUUCCACCUGUUUUAAGGACUGACAUACAAAAACAACUUCAUGGUCCAGCAGCAACAGAAUUCGUGCUUCUUUACCUUAUUUGUAAAUCUGAGCAAGUUACCUUUGUACUGGGUUGCUUUUACAAGUAACUGUGAACAUAUUUGUGCUCUUCUUUAGGUAUCUUGGUUGACUAUGGGGUGAGGAGCACUGAAUGUUAAUGAAAUA
Molecule: messenger RNA, 1175 nt
Organism: Schistocerca nitens (vagrant locust)
Lineage: Eukaryota; Metazoa; Arthropoda; Insecta; Orthoptera; Acrididae
Exons: 5
Coding region: 83-715 (210 amino acids)
Source: RefSeq, a predicted model, not a curated record